Messenger RNA from Cucurbita maxima (winter squash), 1603 nucleotides. RefSeq names its product DNA-binding protein RHL1-like. Gene Ontology annotation, biological process: DNA endoreduplication. Lineage: Eukaryota; Viridiplantae; Streptophyta; Magnoliopsida; Cucurbitales; Cucurbitaceae. The transcript has 12 exons. The record is from RefSeq and is a predicted model, not a curated record. Bases 61 to 1335 code for a protein of 424 amino acids. Gene Ontology annotation, molecular function: DNA binding.
UAAAAAGGAAAAAAGAAAGAAUAGUAAACUGGAGUCCAGAGCUGACUACCGGCAUCAGAAAUGGCGCGAGGAUCAUCGUCUUCGAAGAGGGACGAAGCAAAAGGAGAAAUGGAUCCUGAGAUUGCAGCACGAAAGCGGCUUAAGAAGCUUGCAUUUACGAAUAACAUACUUUCAGAAACCCAGGCCAAGCCCCAGGCGUAUCUGAGCCCUUCAGCGACGGUUCUGAAGCACCAUGGCAAAGACAUUGUCAAGAAAUCUCAGCGAAAGAACAGGUUCCUCUUCUCGUUUUCGGGCUUGCUCGCCCCCGUUAGUGGAGGCAAGAUUGGCGAGCUCAAGGAUUUGGGGACCAAGAAUCCCAUUCUCUAUCUCGACUUUCCUCAGGGGCGUCUAAAGUUGUUUGGAACUAUCGUGUAUCCGAAGAACAGAUAUUUGACUUUGCAGUUUUCUAGAGGCGGAAAGAAUGUGAUGUGUGAAGAUUGUUUUGAUAAUAUGAUUGUCUUUUCUGAUGCAUGGUGGAUUGGAACAAAAGAUGAAAAUCCAGAGGAGGACCGUCUUGAUUUUCCUAAAGAAAUGACUAUGGGAAAAUGUGGAGAAUAUGACUUUAACGGUGGUGCUGGUGUAGCCAGUACGAGUAAGCAGAGUGUUCAAAAGAAGGGAAUCGAUCGUGCCGAAGAAAAUUCCCUUAAAGAAGAACAUGGAGAUGACUUAGUGGACCUGGAAGACAACAUGACAAAUUCAAUGAAGACUACGCCAGUUAGACAUUCUGAAAGAUCUGGCGGAAAAGUAUUCAAUUUUGCACAGGCUUUUUCUAAGGAGGAGUCUGCUGGCACUUUGGCUGAUUUUUCUGAAGGAGAAGAAAAGAAUAUUGUCAUAUAUGAACCUUCAAUUGGAGAUCAUGCUAGUGAAAAGACAGAAGUUGUCUCUGUCGAUUCUGAAGAUAAAGAUGCUGUGGAAAGACCUCGAUUUCUUGAAGGAAAUAAAACACCAAUUUCUAAGUCUAAAAAUGGUUCUCGGGCCAAAGGAAAUGCUCAGAGUGGUAAUCGUGGUUUACUUGUCCAGCCUACUCUACCAAGUUUGUUCAAGAAAGUGGAGGAAAAGAGGACACCAAGAAGUUCAAAGAGGUCUUCAACACCCAAAGUUUCUGCCCAAAAGAAGCAGCUCUCUGGUUCAAAGCAAAAGAUUGACCAGGAUGAAGGAUUAAAGAAGAGGGGGGUUGUCCAGGGACAAGAUGAUGGAGGAAAAUUCGGGAGGAAGGAUACAGAAUAUGAGGACGAAGAUGACAUCGAAGAGUUGUUGAGCUCUCAAGAGGACACUGAUGAAGAUUGGACAAGUUGAGGUUACAUUCUAACAAUGUAACCCACAGCAGCUAGGAUUGCAUUGCAAGGAUUGUAUUCAAAGAGUGCCAUGCUCUACCAGUUUCUUUGAUGCUGCUCGGUAACUAAAAUUAAAGAAACUAACCAUAAAAUAGUCUUGAAGUUAAGUUUUUAUCAUAAAGUUAGGCAAUGUAAAACUGUACACAUUUCAUAGGGGCUUGGACCAAAUUUGCAACUUAAAAGUUGAAAGUAUUCUACAAUCUUAUCGAUUAAGCCAUAUGUUAGAGGUU